AUGCCUGAAGAACCUAAUAUCAGUGAACCACCACCUCCUCCACAGUUACCGCCACGUACAGGCUAUUUGACCAAACUAGGGCUACCUCAAGUCACCCUUCGGGCUACCAUAGUUGGAUUACUCAUUGGAUCGGUAAUUCUUAUAUCGAAUUUUCAAUUCGGCUUGCAAACAGGUUGGGUAUCGAUGAUGUCGUUACCAGCAGCAUUGCUUGGAUUUGCCGUGUUUAAGUUAACCCCUUUGUCACAGAAUUUUACCGACGUGGAGAAUGUAUACAUACAGAGUAUUGCAGUGGCAGUAGGCACAGGGCCUCUAUGUUACGGGUUUGUUGGAAUUAUACCCGCCAUUGAAAAGUUUAUGACUAGUGACGAAUCAGGUUUGGGGAGACGUAUCACCUUUUCAACUAAGGAGCUAAUCAUAUGGUCAAUGGGGUUGGGGCUUUUUGGUGUAUUCUUUGCCAUUCCCUUGCGGAAACAAGUCAUUGUCAAAGAAAAGUUGCCCUUUCCCUCAGGGAGUGCAACAGCGACACUCAUAUCUGUCUUGCACGGCACUGAAAUUUAUGAAAGUGAUAACGAAGAAGAGGAGGAAGAUGUUACCAAGACUACAAAUGGAUCACCUUUGCGGCAGCAAACAUCAACAACUCAGCUUAUUGAAUCUUCAGAUUACAACUCCAACAUGAGGUCCUUGACAUACACCUUUGUUGUCUCCUCGAUUUACACAUUGGCAUCCUUCUUUUUCCCAAUUUUGAAAAAGGUUCCUGUUUUCGGCACAUGGGCAUCAAAACAAUACUUGUGGGACUUUCAACCAUCGCCAGCAUAUAUUGGUCAAGGGAUCAUCAUGGGUUUACCUACUGUCUCGUACAUGUUGUUUGGUGCUAUUUUAGGUUGGGGUGUUUUAGCUCCAUUGUCAAAGUAUAUGAAGUGGGCCCCUGGGCCAAUCAAUGAUUGGGUGACAGGAGGACAGGGAUGGAUACUUUGGGUUAGUUUGAGUAUCAUGGUGGCAGAUUCAUUGGUGUCAUUUGUAGUAUUGAGUACAAAAUCUGUGCGAGACUUUGUAAAAGACUACCGAAGCCGACAAGAGUCAUAUACACAAGCUUUGGAAUUACUGCAGUCACUUUUAGACGAAACAGAAGGAAAUAACGAUGGAAGCAAUAAAACCACCAUUUGCAAACUAGAUCCACUUGAAGUACCAAAAGAGUUUCUCGUGUCAAAUAAGGUAGCUUUGAUUGGCACUUUGUUGUCCACGAUAUUGUGCGUGGUUACCAUGCGCAUUAUAUUCGGGAAACUCGUUCCAAUCUAUGCGUCACUAACUGCUAUUCUUCUUGCUAUGUUAUUCAGUGUUCUUGCCACUAGAACCUUGGGUGUGUCAGAUAUUAACCCCGUGAGUGGCAUUGGCAAAUUGUCGCAACUCAUUUUUGCAUUCAUCAUUCCAUCAAAUCAUCCUGCGAAAAUAUUAAUUAAUUUGAUUUCCGGUGGUGUGGCAGAAGCAGGGGCGCAACAGGCUGGUGACCUUAUGCAAGACCUUAAAACGGGACAUUUAAUUGGCGCCUCGCCAAAGGCCCAGUUUAUUGCUCAAAUCAUUGGCACAAUUUUCUCAGUAUUUCUCAGCUCCAUCAUGUAUCAGAUUUAUAUGGCGGUGUACACAAUUCCAAGCGAAACGUUUAGAAUUCCUACAGCUGUUAUAUGGAUUGACUGUUCACGCUUGGUCACUGGCGAGGGCUUACCCCCGAAGGCAAUGGAGUUUGCCAUUGCGUUUGGUGUCAUAUUUGGCAUGAUUUCACUUUUAAAGAAUACAAUGUCACCAACGUCGAGGUAUUACCCUUAUUUGGUGUACCUCCCCAAUGGGGUUGCAGUUGGAGUUGGCAUUUACAAUACACCCAACUUUACCCUUGCCAGAUUCAUUGGAGGCUUGAUUGCUUACAAUUGGCACAACAUAAGCAAUAGAGGCAAAACGAGUAUGAUCAUAUUCAGCAGUGGAUUGGUGCUUGGAGAAGGCUUGUUUAGUGGGUUCACCAUGCUACUUACAAGUCUAGGAGUCAAACAUUUCUAG
Molecule: messenger RNA, 2046 nt
Organism: Lodderomyces margitis
Lineage: Eukaryota; Fungi; Ascomycota; Pichiomycetes; Serinales; Debaryomycetaceae
Gene: OPT8
Product: Opt8p
Exons: 1
Coding region: 1-2046 (681 amino acids)
Cellular component (GO): fungal-type vacuole membrane
Molecular function (GO): oligopeptide transmembrane transporter activity
Source: RefSeq, a predicted model, not a curated record